CUUAAUUUAAGGAAGUCAAAGAAAUUCCAGUUCAACACGACAGUUCAAAGGAGGAGAAAAGAAGAUCUACAAAUAUUAUCUGAGCUAUUAAUCGGUGAAGGACGAUGGCAUCAGUUAAAGAGCUGCUUGAGAAAUCACUGAAUGAACUGGAGGAAGCUGAACUGAAGAAGUUUCAGUGGCACUUAAGGAAUGAUCAUGAGAGUAUAUCAAAGUCUGACAUGGAGAAUGCAGAUAGGUUAAAAACUGUGGAUAAGAUGGUGGAGUGUUUUGGACCAGAAGAAGCUGUGAAAAUCACUGUGGAGAUCCUGAGGAAGAUAAACCAGAAUGAUCUGGCUAAGCAGCUGGAGAACAAACACAAGCAAGGCUCAUCUGCAGAUGGCAGACAAGCUACUCUUCAUGAUUACACAGAGACCAGCCGCAGACUGAAGAACAAAUUAAAACAGGACUACAAGCGGAUAUUGGUUGGUAAUUCGCAGACGGGUCAUCAGAAAAACCUGAACGAUAUUUACACUGAUUUAUAUGUGGUGGAGAAUGAGACUGGAGGAAGAGUAAAUGACCAUGAGGUGAGACAGAUUGAAUUGAAUCAGAAACAAUAUGAUGCCAAGGACACACCAAUCCAAUGCAAUAACAUUUUUAAAGUCAAUGAAAACAAAAAGGUACUGACGAUGGGGAUCGCAGGAGUAGGAAAAACUGUGUCUGUCAAUAAAUUCAUCCUUGACUGGGUUGAAGGAAAACAAAAUCAGGAUAUAGCCUUCAUUUUUCCUCUGCCAUUCCGUCAACUAAACCUGAUUACAAAGAACUGCAGUCUAAUGGGACUGAUUCACAAACGCUUCUUUAGUGAUCCUAAAGAACUGCCCUCUCUUCCUGAAGAUGAUGGUAAGGUCUUGUUCAUUUUUGAUGGGCUGGAUGAAUGUCGAUUCACUUUGAACUUUAAAGAGGGUGGCAGAAUUACAAAUGUUCACAAAAAAACAACAGUGAGUAAGAUAAUAACAAACCUUAUCAAGACAGACCUGCUUCCCUCUGCUCUCAUCUGGAUCACAUCCAGACCAGCAGCAGCCAGUCUGAUACCCCGAAACUACAUUGAUCAGGUGACUGAAGUGCGAGGAUUUAAUGAUGAGCAGAAAGAGCAAUACUUCAUCAAAAACAGCAGUUCUGAGGUUUCUGGAAACAUCAUCCGUCAUAUAAGGAAAUCCAGGAGCCUGUACAUUAUGUGCCAUAUCCCUGUAUUCUGCUGGAUCUCUCUCACUGUUCUUCAGCCUUUACUGGCUCAAGAGAGCAAUGACAAAACACCCACAACUCUCACAGAGAUGUACACAAACUUCUUACUUACUCAGCAACAACAAAUGAAAGAAAAAUACUGUGAUGACCCUGAACCCAAAGUCAAUGUAAUGUCUUUUGAUCAGAUUAUUCUAAAGCUUGGGAAACUGGCUUUUCAACAGCUGGAGAAAGGAAAUCUGAUUUUCUACAAAGAAGAUCUUAAGGGAUGUGGACUAGAUGUCAGUGCAGGAUCUGUCUACUCAGGGUUAUGCACUCAGAUCUUUCAGGAGGAAAAGGCUGUUUCAGCAAGAAACGUUUACAGCUUCGUACAUCUCAGCAUCCAGGAAUUCCUCGCUGCUCUUUAUGUGUUUUUGAUUAGCAAAGACAAGAAAGAAAACCCAUUUCUUCAAUCAUGGACAGAAAAACUGGAAUGGAAACUGUCCAAAAAGCCACUUUUUCAGCUUCACAAGGCUGCAGUCAGUAAAGCUUUGCAAAGUGAGAAUGGACACCUGGAUCUUUUCCUCCGGUUCCUUUUGGGUCUCUCACUGGAGUCCAAUCAGAGUGACCUGAAGGAACUACUGCCAGGACUGGAACUGAAAACAGAGAACCUAAAAAGCACUGCUGACUUUAUCAAAAAGAAGAUACAGGAGGAGGAAUCAGUAGAGAGGACCAUCAAUCUCUUCUACUGUCUAAGUGAACUGAAAGAUGACUUUGUGGAGGAAAUCCAGAAGAAUCUGAGCUCAGGAAAUCUUUCAGCACAGAAUCUCUCCUCUGCUCAGUGGUCUGGUCUGGUGUUUGUGCUCCAGAUGUCAGAAGAGACUCAAGAGAAGUUUGAACUGCACAAAUACAGAAGAUCUGAUGAAGCAGUGAGAAGACUGCUACAAGUAAUCAAAAACACCAGAAGAGCACUGCUACAUAGUUGUGAUCUCACUGCUCAGUCUUGUGAGAGUUUGUCUUCGGCUCUACAUUCCUCAAACUCUGUCCUGAGAGAGCUGGACCUGAGUGACAAUGACCUGCAGGAUUCUGGAGUGAAGCUUCUUUCUGAUGGACUGAAGAGCCCAAACUGCCAUCUGGAGAUAUUGAGAUUGUCUGGCUGUAUGGUGACAGAGGAAGGGUGUCAUUAUGUGUCUUCAGCUCUGAGUUUGAACCUGUGA
Megalobrama amblycephala (Wuchang bream) is the source of this 2411-nucleotide messenger RNA. Its product is annotated as NACHT, LRR and PYD domains-containing protein 12-like. The transcript is spliced from 5 exons. Gene Ontology annotation, molecular function: protein binding. NCBI's taxonomy places the organism in Eukaryota, Metazoa, Chordata, Actinopteri, Cypriniformes, Xenocyprididae. Bases 105 to 2411 code for a protein of 768 amino acids. The record is from RefSeq and is a predicted model, not a curated record.